AUGGGAAAAAGACGGUGCUCACUGGAAGAUGUGCUCUCAACAACGUGCGCGGCGUGCAAUGAAGGCUUCGACACUAUGCAAGGUCUCUCGGCGCACCAGACCAUGAGCAAGAGAUGCGCCUGGUACAAGAAGGGAAAAUUAAGAGAAAUAUUCGACUUUGACAAUUUCGAUUCUUCCAGUGAUGAUGAACGCCUUGAGGUUGUGGGACGCACCCCCAUCAAUUCAUCCGUGUCUUCAGAUGAAGACCCAGAGGAUCAAUCAGACAUAGGAUCCACAUUCGACUUCAUUGAGGUCUCGGCACCAAGACAGCAAGGUGCCUCUAGCGUUGCCAGACCGUCUUCGAGGGCCUCCAGACGAAACACCCUCGCUUUGGACGACAAUGAGGACAGAAGAGUGGAAGAUAUCGAUAUGAACGCGGCAACGGUGAUCCGAACGAAUGAAGACAUACGGAGGAGCUGGCUGGAUCAGAGGGAGAGGGAGAGGGAGAGGGAGGCGCAACCACCAGACAAAGACCAAGAACAGACCGAAGAUGAGGCAGAAACCGCAAACCCUUGGGCGCCGUUCCAGUCCGAGAUGGACUGGAGGUUCGCGUCUUGGGCGGUUCAGGAGGGCCUCAGUCAAUCCUCUGUAGACAGAGUCUUGGAAAUACCUGGGUUUCAGGAAAGGCUGGGUCUAUCCUAUCACAAUUCACGUGUGCUGCUUCAACGAGUAGACUCACUUCCGGAGAGGGCCAAGUGGAAAGAGAGGUGGCUGAGCUUCAAGGAUCGACCUGACGAGAGGCACUUGGUACAGUUCCGCAACAUAAUCGAGGCGAUACGGACCUUAUUGGGCAAUCCUGCCCAUGCCGAUCAGAUAGUCUAUCGACCACGUCGUAUAUUCAGCGACUCAUCCCGAACUAGUCGCAUCUACCACGAGAUGUGGACUGGACGGUGGUGGCAUGCCGUGCAGGUGAGUUUUCUUUUUACUGUACUUUAG
Messenger RNA from Fomitopsis serialis, 975 nucleotides. RefSeq lists its product as uncharacterized. The coding region runs from base 1 to 975 and encodes 324 amino acids. Lineage: Eukaryota; Fungi; Basidiomycota; Agaricomycetes; Polyporales; Fomitopsidaceae. The record is from RefSeq and is a predicted model, not a curated record. The transcript has 4 exons.